UUAUGUUAAGAUGCACUCUGACGGGCCCAUUUUAUGUUAAGGGGGAACAAAUGGACACAUACUGUGGAAAGGGGCACUCUGAUGGGCACAUGUGAUGGAAAUGGGCACUCUGAUGGGAAAUAUGAUGUAAAGGGGCACUCUGAUAGGGAUUUGAGUGUAAGGGGGCACUCUGACGGGAAUACCUGAUGUAAGGUGGCAAUGUGAUGGGAUACCUGAUGUAAAGGGGCGCUCUGAUGGGGAUAACUGAUGUAAAGGAGCACUCUGAUGGAAACACAUGAUGUGAUGGGAAUACAUGAUGUAAAGUUGCACUCUGAUGGCGACACGUAAUGUAAGGGGGCACGCUGAUGGGUACACCCUAU
Messenger RNA from Staurois parvus, 359 nucleotides. NCBI's taxonomy places the organism in Eukaryota, Metazoa, Chordata, Amphibia, Anura, Ranidae. The record is from the annotation of a GenBank genome assembly.